Paramecium sonneborni is the source of this 805-nucleotide messenger RNA. Lineage: Eukaryota; Ciliophora; Oligohymenophorea; Peniculida; Parameciidae. The record is from the annotation of a GenBank genome assembly.
AUGGGUAGUUGUUGUUCUCAUAACGAAAAUAGGAACGGAAAUAAUCAAGGAGGUCAUGAAUAGCCAAGAAUGCCUAGAGUUAUAGCAAGAUAGCAAUAGAAUGGUAAUGUAAUUUAGGAUGUGAAUGAAUAAUAUAAAAUCUAUUUUGAUAUAUUGGAUGAGCAAUUUAGUGGGAAGGGUUUAAAGAAAACAUUAGCUUAUAAAAGUCAUAUUGAUAUUGGUUAGAUUGAGAAACUGAGAAAUAUAUUUUGGGGUAAGUUAUUAUGAAUAUAAUUGAUUUAAGAAACGAGAGUUGAAGGGAGACAAGAGAUUUGGUAGAUUUUGAGAUCCAUAAUAAAUGAAGAAGAAGGUAUCAAAUAAAAGUAUUUUAGAAACUGCCAGAUUUCUAGUAUAGGAAGCUGAACUAAAACCAAUAAAGGAUUCUUUAUAGCAUGUAUAUGAUAAAUUAGGAUAAAAAUAUGAUGUACCAAUCUUCUGUAUCAAUGAUCCAAUAGAAUUUUCAAGAGAGAAAUUUGAGGAUAGAGGUUUAAUAUAAAAUUAUAGUGAUGCAACUGUAAAAUUAAUGAUUCGAAGUGUUCAUUUAAACGGUAAGGAUAUGGAAGUAGAAUGUAAACAAAACCAGAGUGUUUUAGAUUUGAAAGAAAUAGUAGUAGUUGAAUUACAGAAGAGAAAUUAAAUUUAAUGUGAAUCGAUGAAACUAUUUUAUAGAGGGAAAGAAAUGCAAGAUGAUUAUUAAUUAGGAAGAUAUAAUUUAAUAACUGAAGCUAUAGUAAUUGCUCAUUUAAAAGUAUUACUUAAGACAUGA